UUCUUUGCUCACUCUUCCGUUUUCACCAAUCCAAAACCCUAACGCUCAAUCAAACAACAAUGGCGACCCUCUCCCACGACGUUAUCCACGAUGUACUAUGCCGUUUAGGGGUCAAAGAUCUUCUACGCUUCAGGUGCGUUUCAAAGCCAUGGUGCUCUUUGAUCGACGACCCUGAUUUCAUCAAGUGUCACCUCUCCCACUCCCUCAAAACCAACACUAAUCUCUCCCUCAUUCUCCGAGACUGCAACCUCGUCUCUGUCGAUUUUGAUUCGCUCAAAACAGUCCAAAGACUCAAACACCCACUCGAUGAAUCGGAUGAAGGCAAUGGCACUGAAAUAUUGGGUUCUUCUUGCAAUGGUUUGCUGGCUUUGUAUAACGUGCAUGAAGAAAUAGGAUUGUGGAAUCCUUCGACGAGAAAAUCCCAGAUGCUGCCCGCCACCAAGAUAGAGUUUCCACCGUGGGCUUUUUGUGUCCAGUUCAUUGUAUAUGGAUUAGGCUAUGAUCCGGUUUCUGACGACUACAAAUUGGUUCGAAUGGUCCAAUUCUUUGGCAAAGAUGAUGACUCUUUCGAUUCUGAAGUUAAAGUUUACAGCUUGAGUACCAACUGUUGGAGAAGGAUUCAAGACUUUCCUUAUUAUCUUAAAUAUAAAAGAUCAUAUGGAGUUCUUGCUAACAAUGCUCUACAUUGGGUGGUUUCUAAAAGGCCUGAAUCUGAUACACAGAGCUUUGUUAUCGCUUUCGAUCUCAGGACUGAAGAAUAUCGUGUGGUUGAAUUGCCGAAUGGUUUGGAUAUGAGCUUUCAUAUGAACUUGAAAUCAAUGGGAGGUUGUCUUUGUUUGAUUGCAAACUAUUGGGAAGUUCAUGUUGUUGAUAUAUGGAUAAUGAAAGAGUAUGGGGUGAAAGAAUCUUGGACUAAGUUGAUAUCAGUGAAGCAUUCCAAGUCUUUUCCAAGUUUUGAGUUUGUGUUACCUUUGGCCUUCUCGAAAAAUGGUGACAAAGUGCUAUUGAACGUUGACGACAAUAAAUUUGUCUGGUAUGACCUGAGAAGCAAAAGGGUUGACAAGGUAAGGAUUGGAGGUCUUCCGAGAUUAUUCGAAGUCGAGAUGUUGGUUGAGAGUCUCGUACCUCUUAAUGGUAAUCGUGCAAUGACCAACAAGAAGCAGCAGAAUGUUAAGAAGAAGAAGAAGCAGAGAAAGAACUCCAAGAGGGAUGAUUUCUUAUCCAAGGGGUUUCACCUGGUGCUGUGAGCUGAGAAAGGAUAU
Hibiscus syriacus is the source of this 1262-nucleotide messenger RNA. RefSeq names its product F-box protein CPR1-like. Gene Ontology annotation, molecular function: protein binding. Lineage: Eukaryota; Viridiplantae; Streptophyta; Magnoliopsida; Malvales; Malvaceae. The transcript has 2 exons. Bases 60 to 1247 code for a protein of 395 amino acids. The record is from RefSeq and is a predicted model, not a curated record.